CUGACGCCACGCGCCAAGCCCCGCCCCUCUAUUUUGGUUCUGGUGUCUGAUAAGCUUCUACUUUUGGCUCCAGCGUGUUCUGAGGACAUCGAGGAGCAUCUUUCUGCGCCACAAACAAAAACCGACCGUUUCCUUCACCUGAGUGCAGCUUCACUUCCGGGUCCGGGGCCCUGAAACGUAGCUCAAAGCGGAAGUUAGUUAUGGCUGACCGGAGAUAAACGGCGCUGCUUCUUCUCCUCCUCCAAAACAUCAUGGAUCCUCCUGAGGUCCAGCCCGGAGAUCCGGACGCCGAGCAGGACGCAGAGCCGAGCCCUGCGGAGGUGGACGCCGCGGUGCUGCUGCUGGGGGCCGGCGUCACGGCCGCCACGCACCCGCUGCUGUUCGUCAAGCUGCUGAUCCAGGUGAACAUCUGCUGGGCCCGGAGUCCGCGUCCAUCCGAACCCAGCUUCAUGCUGGGCACUCAGCUGACAGGACGUGACUCUGUUUCAGCUCAUUAUAUCGUGAAGGUGGAUGGAACGACGGGCCUCUUCCGUGGCCUCUCGCCUCGUCUCGUGUCCAGCAUCAUCUCCACCGUGAUCAGAGGGAGAGUGAAGCAGGUGGUGCAGGAAUCAAAGACCGCCGAGGAGCAGAACUCACUCAGCAGAGUGUUCAGAGAGACCUCCAAUGAGAUGAUUAUCCAGUGCCUGUCCAGAGUAGCCACCCAUCCUUUCUAUGUCAUGUCGAUGCGCUGCAUGGCCCAGUUCGUUGGCAGAGAGACUAAAUACAGCAGCGUCUUCAGCUGCACGCUGAAGAUCUUCAGGGAGGAAGGAGUGGCUGGAUUUUACGUUGGUUUUGUCCCACACGUCCUGGGAGAAGUCCUCUUCCUGUGGUGCUGCAACCUCCUGGCCCACUUCAUCAACACCUACACUGUGGAUGAAAACUUCAGUCAGGCGUCGGCGGUGAGAAGCUACACAAAGUUUGUGAUGGGGAUUGCGGUGAGCGUUCUGACGUAUCCCUUCACGCUGGUCGCUGACAUGAUGGCCGUCAACAACUGUGGUCUGGCUGCAGGUCUUCCUCCUCGCUCUCCCAUCUUCACGUCCUGGCUGCACUGCUGGACUCACCUCAGGCACAAGGACCAGCUCUUCAGAGGAUCCAGCUUCUUUUUCCGCCGGGUUCCCGUGACCUCCCUGCCCGCCGUAGAGGCCUGAUGUCAUCAUCAUCAUCGUCACCUGCCCGCCGUAGAGGCCUGACAUCAUCAUCAUCAUCGUCACCUGCCCGCCGUAGAGGCCUGACAUCAUCAUCAUCAUCGUCACCUGCCCGCCGUAGAGGCCUGACAUCAUCAUCAUCAUCGUCACCUGCCCGUCGUAGAGGCCUGACGUCAUCAUCAUCAUCAUCUGCACGGCGUCCUUCGUCUUCCUGCUCAGAGUUCGAGGAGCGAUCAGGAACCGUGGAUGGACCCCCCCCCCAGACUGAUCUUCGCUCAGUGCCAACAGAACCUUUUUGUGUUAAUUUCUCAGCUAACCUGUUUACAUGUUUUUAUUUAGUAAACAUCACGUUGUAAACAAACAGAACCACAGUUUGACCCAGGUUUGGUUGUUCUGGUUCAGAACUUGCUUUAAUGAUACAAAGUCGGGACGGGAGUUUUUGUUUUUCUUCCCUUUGAAACAGAAG
Nematolebias whitei (Rio pearlfish) is the source of this 1650-nucleotide messenger RNA. Its product is annotated as mitochondrial carrier homolog 1. The coding region runs from base 252 to 1187 and encodes 311 amino acids. The record is from RefSeq and is a predicted model, not a curated record. Lineage: Eukaryota; Metazoa; Chordata; Actinopteri; Cyprinodontiformes; Rivulidae. Gene Ontology annotation, biological process: positive regulation of apoptotic process. The transcript is spliced from 12 exons. Gene Ontology annotation, cellular component: membrane; mitochondrion.